CGCAGUUGGCCGGAAAUACGUCAUCGCGUCUUCCCGAGAGUGGGCUCUUCAAACGCCGAGAGUGGGAACUUUUCCUCCGGGGGCACCAUGGACUCUCAUGAGGAGGUGUGGGAGACUCUGGACGCAGAGUUUGACCACUACUUGGUGGAUAUGAAGCCGCACAUCUUAAAGCUUCCGCAGAGACUGGACCGCCAGCGAUGUGCCUUGUGGAUCAAAAAGUUGUGCGACCCGUCUGGUGCGGGGUCCGGAGUGACAGGUAGGAAGAAUAGAAACUUGUAUGCCAAGCUCCUUCUGCACAUGCUGAAACGUGGGGUCCUAGAGGGGCCUUUCACCCACAAACCUGAGGAUGGCACGCUGAAGACUCUGCCCACAUAUAUGUCCAUCUAUUUUGAUGAGCCCAAUGCUCCGCGGUUUCGCGCCUCUGGUUCGGGGGGAUUGCCGGACUGGGUGCAGGGGGAGCUGGAAGGUAAUGAUGACUUCUCUAAGUUGUUACCGCAGGAGGAGGCAACGUCCAUCACUUCACCGGACAGGCUCCGGCGCUCGUACACCCGGAUGAGGUCCCUGAGCCCGAGGCUUCGCACCGAGAUAAAUCCACCCCGUAAGGGGGAUCAUGGGAAGCGGCUCCUAGUCAGUCAUGAUGACAGCGACCUGGACGGCGUACUGACCCGCUGGAACCUGGGGGUGGAGAAUCCAAGAUAUCUGCGCGACAAACCCUCACCUCUAACCCCG
Hyla sarda is the source of this 729-nucleotide messenger RNA. Its product is annotated as centrosomal protein of 112 kDa-like. Lineage: Eukaryota; Metazoa; Chordata; Amphibia; Anura; Hylidae. The transcript is spliced from 7 exons. The annotation marks the transcript as partial. The record is from RefSeq and is a predicted model, not a curated record.